Molecule: messenger RNA, 2630 nt
Organism: Pogona vitticeps (central bearded dragon)
Lineage: Eukaryota; Metazoa; Chordata; Lepidosauria; Squamata; Agamidae
Source: RefSeq, a predicted model, not a curated record
UGCAGGCCAACCACGAUGACUCUGCCUACAUGUGAGGGAAUGGUAAUAAAAAAAGGCUGCGACUGCAUGCCUAAUGCCCUCUUCUGCUUCUGGGAUGCUACACGCGCUUUCCAAAAUGAAUUUGCACAUUGCACCUGGAAAGAUUUCCAGGGUUCUGGUAUGAUUAAAGCUGGCUUUGCAGGUGAUCAGAUACCCAAGUAUUGUUUUCCAAACUAUGUGGGCAGGCCAAAGCAUGUCCGUGUUAUGGCUGGAGCUUUGGAAGGUGACAUCUUCAUUGGACCAAAAGCAGAGGAACACAGAGGUCUUCUUUCCAUUCGCUACCCUAUGGAGCAUGGCAUCGUAAAGGAUUGGAAUGACAUGGAACGCAUUUGGCAGUAUGUGUACUCCAAAGACCAGCUCCAGACCUUUUCUGAAGAGCAUCCUGUUCUCCUGACAGAGGCUCCGCUGAAUCCACGUAAGAACCGUGAACGGGCAGCUGAAGUUUUCUUUGAAACUUUUAAUGUGCCAGCCUUAUUCAUCUCAAUGCAAGCUGUGCUUAGCCUUUAUGCGACAGGGCGAACCACAGGAGUAGUCUUGGACUCUGGAGAUGGGGUCACACAUGCAGUUCCUAUUUAUGAGGGGUUUGCCAUGCCCCACUCCAUCAUGCGAAUUGACAUUGCUGGCCGCGACAUAUCCCGUUUUCUUCGUCUCUAUCUCCGAAAGGAAGGUUAUGAUUUCCAUACAUCAUCUGAGUUCGAGAUUGUCAAAACUAUAAAAGAGCGGGCUUGUUAUCUGUCAAUAAAUCCACAGAAAGAUGAGACAUUAGAGACUGAAAAAGCUCAGUAUUACCUUCCAGAUGGAAGCACCAUUGAGAUUGGCCCAGCCCGAUUCCGGGCCCCUGAAUUGCUGUUCCGGCCAGACUUGAUUGGGGAGGAAUGUGAAGGGCUGCAUGAAGUACUGGUUUUUGCAAUUCAGAAGUCUGAUAUGGACUUGAGACGAACACUCUUCUCCAAUAUUGUUCUUUCUGGAGGCUCAACAUUAUUCAAAGGUUUUGGUGAUAGGCUGCUGAGUGAAGUGAAGAAACUGGCCCCCAAAGAUGUCAAAAUCAGGAUAUCUGCUCCUCAAGAGAGAUUAUAUUCUACAUGGAUUGGAGGCUCCAUCUUGGCUUCGCUGGACACAUUUAAGAAAAUGUGGGUUUCUAAGAAAGAAUAUGAGGAAGACAGUUCCCGGGCCAUCCACCGAAAAACCUUCUAGCCUGGGAGUGUUCUGGGGUCUCCUUGGAGAUGUGUUCUUCUUCUCAACUCAUUUUUCUGAGUCUGAGUGUCUGAGGAGCUCCCCGUUUAUGUGUAUGUGUAUGAGUAGAUGAGUGCCAGCAUACCUGGGCCUUCCCAAAACAAAAGGGAAUGCCAGGGUUUGGACUUGGCUGGUGAUUGGUCUUGUGGGAGGCAGGUGAAAAAUGGGAAGGAACCUGCUGGAAAGAUCUGUUCCUUUUUCUGUUGGCUUGAGAACCUCUGGGAGUACAUUUGGGUCACUGUCAUAUGGCUUUGAAACCAAGCAGCUGAAAUGAGUGUGUGAUAAACCAGUCAGUAUUUGGAUUCCAAAGGAGAUGGUCUAAGAAUAUGGGUCAGAUGGAAGAUCUAUUGUGGAAACUCUUGAGUACAGAACAUGACUGUUGGCCAGUUUCUUCUCAGUUGCUCAGUGCAUUUUGUUUUGUUAUUUAAGAUGGCCAAUUCAUAGCUUCCCUACAUAGUUUUAAAAAAUAACACAUGAAAGAGAAUAAGCACAUUUUGAGCUGUUACAAACCCAUUUACUGUUGCUUGUAUGUGUGUAGAUUCUUAGGCUGAUGUGUGAGAAUUUGGACCUUGACAGGACAGUUAGAAUUUUUAAUUUUAGAAACUAGUUUGUAAUGCAUGGUGUAGAACAGAAAUGUCCUUCCUUUGUUCUAUUCUAGACUGUCCUUGUCUUGGUAUCUUGUACUGAGAGAGUCAGUUUUCGUUGAGUCAAGUGCCCAGGGAGACUCCAAAGAGUGUUAAUGUCCCAUUCUUUUCUCCCUUUGUCUGCCCUUGCCCCCAUCCCCAAUCUCCUGCAUCUUCUAAAGGAUUACAAUAUGAAUUCUUUCUGAAUGGUGAAGGCUUAACACCUACAUCACAAACCCUGUCCCAACAAGCUUUUCAGUCAUGCUUGCCAGGAAGUGGUGUAAUUGUUUUUAAGGUUAUAUUAUUUAUUUGGGGGGUAAUUAGGACCCAGGGUUAGUUCUUCCUUUCCCACCUCACUCUUUGGCCUACUACACUACAUUUCUAAUUCUUUAACACUAGCACUGACAUUUUAACAACAUUCUUAUUUUGUACUGUUGGGUCAGCCCUGCAGUAACCCCAGCUCCUUGGAGUGGCUGUUUCAAUGAAAGCACCCCAUGGGGGAACAAUAAACGGUGUUGGGAUACUUCAAAAGUUGAGACGUGACCUCCAGAGGGGAGGUAAUCAUUCCAAGAUUUUGUUAAUCCUUUUUGACUGCUUCGCACUGUUACUGAAAGGGGAAAAAAAUCUAGCUUGAACUGAGUUUGGUUUUUUGUUUUUGUUUUCUUGUCUUUUUUAAUACAUUCUGGUGCUUCUUGUUGUUAAAUUAUUUUUAACUGCUGCUGAGGACCAAAUAUU